AUGUCGUUGUCGUCAGGCAGAGGAACCUUGCCAGGUGGCGGCCCUGCCCCGGCCGGCGACAAUGACUCUGAUUUGGAAUACCCCGUCGAACUGCAACAGCUGGCGAACUUCAUCCGAAGCGAAGUAGCCUACGACGAUCAAAUCCAGGACUUCUACCUCCCCGUCGACCAAUUUUACCAACUUGUGCAGCUUUCAAGGGAUGGUAGAUUUGCGGGAUAUCCUAUCCGCUACGACUAUUCCACCGCCACCCAAGUUCUUUCUCUCAGAAUGUCGAGCGACAAACAUGACUUCUUCGUUGUCUUUCUCCUUGAUGACCUCGAACGUGGCCGCCAAAACUCCGCGGACGUUGAAUAUACAGCAUCGCUCGUAUUUAGCAAAACUUGUUCUUUGCAACAUGCGUCCAACGUCCGUGGGCACAUUGUCCACCGUGGACCUGACGCCGUACUCACAAACCCGCGCAGACUGCCAGUCGUCGUUUGUGAAGUCGGAUACGCGGAGCCACUAUUCUACCUGUUCGCUCGAGCAGAAGAGUAUAUCGAGAGUACUCGAGGUCGUAUCCGAGCUGUGAUCACAUUCGACCUCUCCUAUCCAAGAGGCAAGAGAGCACGUUUCAUCGUUUGGAGGGCAAGCUUUGGGGAAGACGGGCGGUUCAAGGAGGUCGUUCACGACCACCCCGUGGAGAUUCGCGACCCACACGGUGACAUGAACCCCGAUCCCGAGGCCGGACUCUUCCUGUUCCCCCAAGACUUUGGCUUUCCUCCAGCAGUGGACGCAGAUGCGGAUCGUCCUAUCCUCAGCGUGUCCGUGGAAGCUCUCUACGCGAACUUGAAAGAUUCGGAGGAACUCUGGGGAGACGAGGAAUCGGAGAGUGCGGAGGAAUCCCCGGAAGACGAGGGACUGGAGAGUGGAGAGAGUGGAGAGGAAACCUCAGAAGACGAGGAACUGGAGAGUGCAGUGGAAACCCCGGAACACGAGGGAAUGGAGAGUGGCGAGGAACUGGAGAGUGGUGAGGAACUGGGGCGUGCCACGUAUGCUCAGUUCAUAGAGCAAUUGGAGGAGUACGCGCAGUACGCGCAGGAGUGA
This is a messenger RNA of Fonsecaea erecta, 1083 nucleotides long. RefSeq lists its product as hypothetical. The record is from RefSeq and is a predicted model, not a curated record. Bases 1 to 1083 code for a protein of 360 amino acids. The transcript is spliced from 3 exons. NCBI's taxonomy places the organism in Eukaryota, Fungi, Ascomycota, Eurotiomycetes, Chaetothyriales, Herpotrichiellaceae.